CAGCACUUUCUGUUGUCGUCGCCUUUCCGCUCGAGAAAAGAGCCACUAAAUUUGAUAAAUGCAAUGAUAACAUUGAUAUUCUCGACGUAACAAUUUCACCUGAUCCACUCACUCCUUUAAAAUCUUUAACUAUGAAUGCUUCUGGAAAAGUAAAAAACACUGUUGAAGAAGGAGUAGUUGAAGCUAAUGUACUUGUACUUAAUGAAAAUAAUUCAGUGAAUGACUCCUUCUUAGGUGGUGAUUUUAUGCUUACAGCUAAAAAAGGGAAACAAUUUAAUGCGCUUAUCAAUAUUAAUCCGCUACCAAAUAACUUCAAAAUUGUAAUGACUGUGACUGCUUCUGAUGAUGAAGGGAAUACUAUUGGCUGUGCCAACAAAACCUUUGAUUUUUUAAAUAAGAAUUAA
Messenger RNA from Dentiscutata heterogama, 404 nucleotides. NCBI's taxonomy places the organism in Eukaryota, Fungi, Glomeromycota, Glomeromycetes, Diversisporales, Gigasporaceae. The record is from the annotation of a GenBank genome assembly.